AUGGUUGGCUAUAUCUUCUCGUCCGAAGAAGAUGCAAAAAUUCUGAUGUUACAUGGAAAUGGACAAUCGCAAGAUUUUUUCGAACGCAAGACUCAAUUUCUUCAGGAUGCGAUACACGAGAUGCUACUAGAUCAGCGGUCGGAGAACACCUCAAGCAGUGAACUUCGGAAUGUCCAGUUUGUCUAUCCUUCUGGGAUUUUGCCUGCCAAUCCUGAUCAUUCAUUUGAUGAAGAGCCCGGCAGUAUGCGGUCUUGGGGAUACGGAGAUCCCAGAUACGAUCAAAUCGUGGGCAUCGAGCGCGCGGUUCAUCACGUCCUUGCGGUGAUGGAGACUCAAGGCCCUUUUGUCGGUAUCGUCGGAUUCUCUUCUGGAUCUGCGGUCGCGGCAAUAGUGACCUCCUUGUUGGAAAAACGGAAAUCCAUAUGCGGGUUUCGCCUCAACUCGACUCAUCCUCGGCUCAAGUUUGCAGCUUUCUUCAGCGGCUUCCAACUCGAGCAUCCUCGUUAUCGGUCAAUCUACAGCACUCAAAUAGAAACGCCCACCUUGCAUGUCAUUGGAACUUUGGACGCAAUGAUCUUACCAUCACAGUCCCUGCGACUCGUUGCCUCUUGCGACAGACCCGAGGAGUUUCAUUUCUUCGGGGCCCAUUAUGUCCCUCGAUCAAAGGCAUUGAUCGAAACCUUUAAAGCGUUUGUGAAGGGUCAUCUUAUCGACGACGACACGGAUGCAGAGGACAACUGGGAGGAUUUUGAUGAUUUGCCCAACAGCUGCAUCACUGUUUUAACCAAGACAAUGGACUGUGCACACUGGGUGUGA
Penicillium oxalicum is the source of this 816-nucleotide messenger RNA. Its product is annotated as alpha/beta hydrolase. The transcript is spliced from 3 exons. The record is from RefSeq and is a predicted model, not a curated record. Gene Ontology annotation, cellular component: nucleus; cytoplasm. Lineage: Eukaryota; Fungi; Ascomycota; Eurotiomycetes; Eurotiales; Aspergillaceae. The coding region runs from base 1 to 816 and encodes 271 amino acids.